AAGGGCGCCUCAUUCCUCGGACGACUGCUGGGAAAUAAGAAGAAAGAGACUGGCGACAAUGUCACUGACGACGCUGCUUCCGAGUUCAGCAACCUGCGACCUGAAGGCAUGGAGGCCAACGUCUUUUCCCAGCCCGUCGACAAUUUCGAGUUCAACCCAAGACAUCCACCACCCCCCGAGUACAUCCGAGUCAGAGCCCGUGACAAGAAGGACAAGGACUUUGAUCAUCUGUUCUUAGCCCAAGAACUUCUCGCUUCAAACAUUCAUCACGAUGAGACGCCGAUAUGGGCCAUGCAGUUCAGCAGGGAUGGAAGGUAUCUGGCUGCCGCAGGACAAGACAAGAUCAUCCGCAUUUGGGAGGUAAUCAAAACUUCAGAAGACCGCAAGUCGCACGCCGAGCAGUCCGACAUCCAUCAACGUCCGCGAUUGAGCGCCCCUGUCUUUCGUCAAGAGCCAAUCAGGGAGUAUGAGGGCCACACGUCGACCAUUCUCGACUUGAGCUGGAGCAAGAACAAUUUUCUCCUCUCUUCAUCUAUGGACAAGAAUGUGCGCUUGUGGCAUGUCAGCAGGGACGAAUGCCUUUGUACUUUCAAACAUAGCGAUUUUGUCACUUCAAUCGCUUUCCACCCUAAAGACGAUCGCUUCUUCUUGGCCGGCUCACUCGACUCGAAAUUGAGACUAUGGAGCAUCCCCGACAAAACAGUCGCUUACUGGAGUCAAUUACCAGAUAUGAUCACCGCAGUCGCUUUCACGCCGGAUGGAAAAUAUGCAAUGGCUGGCUGCUUCACUGGUCUGUGCAUGUUCUACGAGACUGAAGGUCUCAAGUAUCAGACUCAGAUCCAUGCUCGCUCUAGGAACGGUAAGAAUGCAAAGGGAAGCAAAAUCACAGGCAUCCAGUCAUUCUAUACCGGCGGAGAAACCAAAGUCCUAAUCAGCAGUAACGACUCCCGCAUACGCCUGUAUAAUUUCCGCGACAAGAGCUUGGAGAUCAAGUUUAAAGGCAAUAUCAACGACAGCAGCCAACUCCGAGCGGCGAUCAGCGACGAUGCCAAGUACAUCUUCUGUGGGAGUGAGGAUCACAAGGUCUACAUCUGGCCAACAGACUCUGAUCAAAGUGACAAGAAGCAGAAGCGACCGAUGGAAACCUUUGACGCUAGUAAUACGGUCGUCACCUGCGUUGCAUUUGCUCCUCCAAAGAGCAAACAGCUACUGGGCAGAUCAGAGGAUCCCAUAUACGAUUUAUGCAAUCCUCCUCCAGUGAUGCUGAUGAGCUCUGCCGAGCGUGCUGGUUCACGUCCUCCUUCUCGAGCACCCACGGAAGACGGCCUCGAAGCAGAACCACAACCUCACAAACGCCCAGAAGAGUCACCUGCCUACCUCGCCCGCUCCACGCAUGCCACUGGUAACAUCAUCGUGACUGCAGAUCUGGCUGGCAGGAUCAAAGUGUUCAGGCAAGAUUGUGCUUGGAAUAAGCGCAAGACAGACAGCUGGGAAACCUCGUCAGUGUUCUCGAAACGAAAAAUCGGCCGCACCGCAUCGAUAGCCACAAAAGGCAGCAGUCGCAGUUUGCGUAGCUCGCAUGGACGACACGAAGGUCCAGCAGAUAGAAUCUUGUCGUGGCGCCAGGGCAUU
Aureobasidium namibiae CBS 147.97 is the source of this 1632-nucleotide messenger RNA. RefSeq names its product WD40 repeat-like protein. The transcript has a single exon. Gene Ontology annotation, molecular function: protein binding. The annotation marks the transcript as partial. The record is from RefSeq and is a predicted model, not a curated record. NCBI's taxonomy places the organism in Eukaryota, Fungi, Ascomycota, Dothideomycetes, Dothideales, Saccotheciaceae.